AUGAAUGGGUGUCGGAUGCCGAGCGGCGCAAGGGCUCGAGCCUCGCAGCGCCGCCGCGCCCUUUCUCUUCUCUGCUCCUCCCGCGCGGAGUGGCCAGGCCUGGCGCAGCGCGGGCGCGUUGGAGGGAGGGAAGGCGACCGCCCCGCCACGAGGCCUCGAGCAGUCGCCGGCUGCCACUGGCUCCGCGCAGCGCUUCUCCUCGGCCAGGCAGCGCCGCUGCAGCACUCGGCGCCCGCACGCUCUCCACCGGCCACAUGGCUGUUGAGAAAAAUGAGAAGCAAAUGGAGUGCGACACCCAGGAAAAGGAAGAAGCGGUUUCAGAAGAUGGCGUUUUGGGGCGCCCUGCCGUGCUUUGGCAUCAUGUUUGCCGAUGUGCUGGAAACCAACCCCGGAAAUGAAGGAGCCACAAUUGCCUCCAUCAUCAGUCUCUUCUCCUUUUGUCUUCCCAUUUCCGGGCUGCUGUGCCCGGCGCUGUACCGGCGCUUCUCGUUCCGGCAGGUGGGCGUGGCCGGCGGCCUCGUCUACUGCGCCGGCUCCUUCUCGGCCGCCUUCGCCGCCUCCGCGCUGCACCUCGUGCUCACCUACGGCGCCGUGCAAGGCGCGGGCUUCGGGCUGAUGCUGAGCGCCAGCCUGGCGUCGUUCAACGAGCACUUCCGGCGGCGCCGCACGGUGGCGAUGGCAGUGGCGCAGUGCGCCAUCGGCGCGGGCAGCCUGGCGCUGCCGCUGGCGGCGCAGCGGCUGCAGGCGGCGGCGGGCGCGCGGGCGGCUAAGCUGGGGUUCGCGGGGCUGGGCGCCGCCGCCGCCGCCUGCCAGCUGCUGCUGCGGCCGCCCCCGUCCCCGCGCCCCCUGCACGUGCACGAGGAAUGUGAAGAAUCUAAAAAAAAUGGAAUACUGGCAAUAACUCAUUCCUCACCGGAUACGACUGAAGGCCUUUCGAAAUGGGCGCGGUGGCUGCGCUGCGCGGGGCUGGACGCUGCGCUGCUGCGCGACGCGCGCGUGGUGGGCGUGGCGGUGGGGCUGUGCCUGGCGCACGUGGAGGAGCUCAACUUCUUCGCCAUGUUCCCGCUGCACGCACGCGCGCUGGGGCUGGAGGAGGCGGGCGUGGCGCGCGCCGUCGCCACCGCCACCGCGGGCGACUUCGCCGGCCGCGUGGCGCUGGUGGCGGCCGGGCGCUGGCUGGCGCGCUCCAACCGCCUGCUCUUCGCCGCCGGCGCCGCCGCCUCCGCCGCCGCCGUCGUCGGGCUGGUGCGCGACGCCACGCAGAGCUUCCCGGCGUGCUUCCGCGUGAUGGCGGCGCUGCUGGCGCUGUGCGUGGCGUGCUUCGCCGUGGGCUGGCGUGCGGGCCGCCGCGUGCGCCCCGCUCCCGCCCCCGCCUCCGCCCCCGCCGACAAGUACACGCCCAAGCCCGAGCGGUAG
Gryllus bimaculatus (two-spotted cricket) is the source of this 1416-nucleotide messenger RNA. Lineage: Eukaryota; Metazoa; Arthropoda; Insecta; Orthoptera; Gryllidae. The record is from the annotation of a GenBank genome assembly.